CAUUCUAAGAGGAAAGUUUCGGAAGCUAAAUAUUUGUUUUUCCACAUUCUCUGUUCUACUUCUUUCAGUCUUCUUGUUCACAGAUCAUGGAAGAUUACAUCUUCAAAGCCUUGACAAUCUCUUUUGCUUUUAUAGUUCUCUAUGUGACCACAAAACUUUUGCAAAACUUUUGGUGGAGACCCAAAAGAAUAGAGAAACUUCUUAGGCAGCAAGGGAUCAGAGGCACUUCCUACAAGUUUUUCAAAGGUGACAUGCCAGAGAUGAUGAAGUCUAUCAUAGAGACAUCAUCUAAACCUAUGUCCCUCAACCACCACAUAGUUCCUCAUGUCAUCCCAUUUCUUCAUCAAAUGUUUCAGAAAUAUGGAAAAAUUUCACUCUUUUGGUUUGGAAGAACUCCAUCUGUGCUAAUAGGAGAUGCAGAGCUUGUGAGGUUUAUUUUGACAAAUAAGAAUGGUCACUUCAUCAAGCCACCACAAAACCCCUUAGUCAAACAUCUUCAGUUGGGCCUCUCAUCGUUAGAAGGUGAAAUCUGGAGCAAACGAAGAAGGUUAAUAGCUUCUGCAUUCCUUGUUGAGAAGCUAAAGGGAAUGGUUCCAGCAAUUUCAAGGAGUUGUUGCAUGCUGAUAGAGAGGUGGCAGGAACUAGCAAAAGAUGAAAGAUCAUGUGAGUUUGAUGUUUUACCUGAAUUGAGUGUUUUGAGUGGUGAUGUUAUUGCUAGAACAGCCUUCGGAAGCAGCUACCAAGAGGGAAAAAAGGUUUUUGAACUGCAGCAUGAACAAAUAUCAUUGGUUCGAGAGGCAUACUGGGGUACCUAUAUUCCUGGUUUCAGGUUCAUACCGACUAAGAAGAACAAGAGGAGAUACCAAAUGUACAACCAAAUUAAUGCUAUAUUGAAAGAAAUGAUUAAGAGGAGAGAGCAAAGAAUGAAAACAGGUGAAUUGGAAAGUCAUGAUCUAUUAAGCUUGCUAUUAGAGUGCAAAGGGGAAAGUGAAAGUUCUCUAACAGUUGAUGAUGUGAUUGAGGAAUGCAAGUUGUUAUACUUUGCUGGCCAAGAGACCACAACCAACCUUCUUACAUGGACCAUGAUUGUUUUAUCUAUGCAUUCAAAUUGGCAGGAAAAGGCCAGAGCUGAAGUAUUCCAAAUUUGUGGCAAAAAUGUACCUGGACUUGAAACCAUAAAUCGCCUUAAAAUAGUGACAAUGGUACUUCAUGAAGUCCUAAGGUUGUACCCACCUAUAUCAUAUAUUCAGAGAUACACACUAUGUGAAACAAGGAUAGGAAGCAUAACCAUUCCUGCUGGAGUUCAACUUGAACUACCAUUUAUGCUUCUUCAUCACGAUCCAAGGUAUUGGGACAACCCACAAGAGUUCAAUCCUGAGAGGUUUUCUCAAGGUGUUUCCAAAGCUUCACAUGAUCAAGUUGCUUUCUAUCCAUUUAGUUGGGGUCCAAGAAUCUGCCUUGGCCAAAACUUUUCCCUCAUAGAAGCAAAGAUAGCUCUCGCUAUGAUUCUUCAACAUUUCUCAUUUCAACUUUCACCCUCUUAUGCCCAUGCUCCUCGAAAUAGUCUUACUCUUAAGCCACAACAUGGGGCUCCAAUUAUUAUCCACUCUAUCUAAUUCAUCUAAUAAGUAUGAAAUGUUGUGUGUCAUGUUAAGUGUGAUAAAAAUGUUCGAUUAAUUAUGAGAACCCUUUAUUACAUAAAGUUGGAUAUGAUGGGAAAAUAAUUUUCCACAAAUUGUCCAUCCAUACUGGAGUAUUAUUAUCCAUUCUCUCUCUCAUAUGCGUGACUUUUCAAUUUUUAUUUGCUUGUGACUAUUUUAAUGCAAUUGCACUGGUUUGAAAAUGUGUAGAGACAAUGACGUUGGAAGCCUAAAUUAAGUUAAUUCUCUCUCAUAUUAUGUUGAACUUUUAUUUUAUUUAUAUUUUGAUGUGACACUUCCUUUUUUUAUUUUUUUCUUUCAAGUUUAAGUUUAACUCACUAUUCUUAAUUCUUUUAGGAUUUAACUUCUUAGUAUGAUGUCAUUAUCCCCGUUAUCUUCGAGAGGACUUGCCCUCAAAACAUAAGUCUUCUCUCCUACUUUAACACUCGCAAAAUAAAGUAAAUUGUAAGUAUUACAAGUGUUGCUUUCUUGAUAAAUAAAGAGACCUAACCUAUUU
Molecule: messenger RNA, 2157 nt
Organism: Cajanus cajan (pigeon pea)
Lineage: Eukaryota; Viridiplantae; Streptophyta; Magnoliopsida; Fabales; Fabaceae
Source: RefSeq, a predicted model, not a curated record